GGCCUCGCGGCCCAUCGGCCUUACGUUCUGGUCAUCUUUAUUUGAUGAACCAGACAUCAUAUUGUGGACGGUCGCUCGACCCAUCCCUUAGUCAUCUUUAUUUGAUGACUAGGACUACUGAUCAUGAUGAGCUACCCACAUCUAGAGAUCGGCCUCGACCAUCGCCCCAGCAGACGGGCACCGUUGCAGCUCCAUCUCCAGGCCGAAGGGUUCACACAUUUUGUUUCAUUUUGGGGGCAUCCGGUGUACUCUUUUUCCCUCAUUAGGAUUUUUUCCCACAGGGUUUUUCCUAAUGAGGUUUUUAACGAGGCAUCUCCCCAUCGUGGAUCAAAAGGUGUCAACCCUCGGCCCCCUGUUGAAGACAUCAUCCGACACGCAUUACUCUACUCCUCUUCACCUCAUUACACUCGCCUCAAGGAGUGGGGGACUGGAAGAGCGGGGGACUUAGCGCCUCCGUUAACCAAAGAAGCAGAAAUU
This is a messenger RNA of Cuscuta europaea, 477 nucleotides long. NCBI's taxonomy places the organism in Eukaryota, Viridiplantae, Streptophyta, Magnoliopsida, Solanales, Convolvulaceae. The record is from the annotation of a GenBank genome assembly.